AUGGCUAGUGAAGCUGCCAAUGCAUCUAGAGUUGAAUCUAGCAACCUCUCCAACGAUAAUCGUUCAUCGCGCGAAUCAGAGAUUGGACUCAAUCUUUCCACCACUAUGAACCCGAUUAUUACUUCUUCCGAAAGCCAACCUGAACCCGAAAGGACUUUCUCUUGCAACUAUUGCAGGUCAAAGUUCACUAGUCCUCAAGCCUUAGGGGGACACCAAAAUGCCCACAGGCAAGAGCGUGCAUUAGCCAAAAGGCUUCGAGAGAUCCAAGCACAAACUUUUACCCCUCCAACCUAUCCCCAUUACCCCUAUCCAACCCUUUCUUCAACCCCUUAUCAAGGAUCUUUGAAUAGAUCAAUCCUUGGGGUUAGGCUAGGAUCCAUGAUCCGUAAGCCUUUACAUUCAUGGACACUGUUUGGAUCCGGUGGAUAUCUUUCCGGUCAUGGUUACCCUAGGCUAGCUAUGAGGAACCAUCUUCCUCCAAGUUUUAAUGGCAGGUUAAGCAUCAACAACAAUGGUGGAAUUGCAAUCUCAGGGCCUUCAACCUCUUCAAGAAUGGUUACCGGAAGGGGUCCACUUGAGAGCUUUGCUCGUAAUUCUCAGGCAAAUGUUGGAGCCAAUAGGCCAGCAACUAAUCAGAAUGAUGAUUCAGAAAUCGAUUUGACCCUUAGGCUUUAA
Molecule: messenger RNA, 675 nt
Organism: Gossypium raimondii (Peruvian cotton)
Lineage: Eukaryota; Viridiplantae; Streptophyta; Magnoliopsida; Malvales; Malvaceae
Product: zinc finger protein 7
Exons: 1
Coding region: 1-675 (224 amino acids)
Biological process (GO): negative regulation of abscisic acid-activated signaling pathway
Source: RefSeq, a predicted model, not a curated record